CCUAAAGACUGGACUUACUGUGCUCCAAUUACCCAGCAGCUGGGCAGGUUAUCCACUCAACUAAGUAAAACCUUAGACCAAAAAAAAAAGAAGAAAAACUAAGUAAAACCUCUGCAGACUAGAGUUAAUGGCUUCUCACGACCACCACGCUCACGACCACCAUCACCAUCAUCAUGAUCAGGAUCACCAUCACGAUACCCACAAUCAGACGACGUCGUGGGUAGGCCCAGAUGGAAGAGUGUAUCACAGCCACGAUGGGUUAGCACCUCACUCUCAUGAACCCAUUUACUCUCCUGGCUACUUCAGCAGAAGAGCUCCACCAAUCGUCACUAGGGAUUUCAAUGAAAGAGCUUUCACUGUUGGUAUUGGUGGUCCUGUUGGUACUGGGAAAACCGCUUUAAUGUUGGCUAUAUGUCAAUUCUUGCGAGACAAGUACAGUCUUGCUGCAGUGACAAAUGAUAUAUUCACAAAGGAGGAUGGUGAAUUCUUGAUUAAGCAUGGAGCACUUCCUGAAGAAAGGAUACGGGCUGUGGAAACUGGUGGCUGUCCUCAUGCUGCAAUUCGUGAAGAUAUCAGCAUUAACCUUGGCCCUCUUGAGGAGCUUUCUAAAUUAUUCAAAACAGACAUAUUACUUUGUGAAUCUGGUGGAGAUAACUUAGCUGCCAACUUCAGCAGGGAAUUGGCCGACUAUAUCAUAUAUAUAAUAGAUGUAUCUGGUGGUGAUAAAAUUCCUCGAAAGGGUGGCCCUGGCAUUACCCAAGCGGAUCUCCUUGUUAUAAACAAGACUGACCUUGCACCGGCAGUUGGAGCUGACUUGGCAGUCAUGGAGCGUGAUGCACUUAGAAUGAGAGAUGGUGGGCCAUUUGUAUUUGCUCAGGUGAAGCACGGACUUGGCGUAGAGGAAAUUGUGAACCAUAUUUUACAGGCCUGGGAAGGAGCAACUGGGAAGAAGCAGCAUUGACCUCUGCUCCCAAAGCUGUCUUAGCAUAUUGGCUCUUUCAGAAAUGCCCUGAUUCUGCAAUAAAGGAUUUCUUCUGUUUGGUUCUCAGAUAGGAAAUAGGAAAAGUGCAUCUGAAGAGGAGGAAUUAUUUUCAUAGUUUGGCCUUGUACAAUUGUACUUUUCAGUUGCUUGGGGCGUAGUAUGCAGUACUCUUUUGCUAAACAAUAAUCUUGUUUCAUUUCUGCUCUCCCAUUUCUUGAUCCUUAUCAGUAAGAUUCUCAAUAUACUACUAUUAUUGCAACCA
Messenger RNA from Manihot esculenta (cassava), 1244 nucleotides. Its product is annotated as urease accessory protein G. The transcript is spliced from 7 exons. Bases 128 to 961 code for a protein of 277 amino acids. The record is from RefSeq and is a predicted model, not a curated record. Gene Ontology annotation, molecular function: GTPase activity; nickel cation binding. Lineage: Eukaryota; Viridiplantae; Streptophyta; Magnoliopsida; Malpighiales; Euphorbiaceae.